Prorocentrum cordatum is the source of this 396-nucleotide messenger RNA. NCBI's taxonomy places the organism in Eukaryota, Dinophyceae, Prorocentrales, Prorocentraceae. The record is from the annotation of a GenBank genome assembly.
GCGAACUCCGGCAACGGCGAGAAGCCCGCUGAGCCGCGCGCGUACUUGAGGGUUUGGGAGACGGUCCUCAAAUCCUUUCUGAACGCUUGCGGCCGCGGGGAGUUCGACGUCACGCCGCCGCGCGAGCCGUGGGGCUCGUGCAAAGUCGAGCAGAAGACGGGGGCCAUCUACGCCACAGAGUUGGCCAGUGACAGCGAUGAGAGGCGCGGGGUCGGCAUCGAUCGCCGGUUGCAAAGCCGGAUGCAAUUCUGCGACUACCUGAAGGGGCAGGAGGAGCGCCGCAAGGGCGGGGUCGACCAGCUCUGGAGCUCCGUGGCGGAGAAUGCCCAGACCGUCGACGUCGACGACUUUAACGAGCGCGCGAAGACCGCGUGGGAGCACAUCGACCCAGGCAAG